AUUUAAUGAGCAUGAGAACACGACACGGUUAAUAAUGUUUGCGUUAACAACAUGCCUAAAAAAUCUCGUAUGCAAAUUGGGAAAUAUUUUCCCAGAAAAGAAUCAAUGCAAACUAUUCAGCAGGAGCGACAGUCUCUACGUAAAAUGUUAGAAGACAGAAACAUGUACCAAUCGCGAAUGCGAUUACAGGAGAUGCGUGAUAUAUGUUUAGCUGUGGAGAAAUCCGAACAUGAUUAUCGAACCAACGAGGAAAAUUAUCGAUAUUUGGACGAUUUCGAAACGAAUACUACAUCAUACAUGCUCGACGUCCAUAUGGAGAUUUUGCGUCAGCAAAAUUCCCUGCGAUCGUGGGAAGACCCAAACGAGAUGAAUGGAUUCCUUUCAAUGGCUGAAACAUGUCCCAGUGUGAUUCCGUCUCCCGAAUCUCUGCCACCAACACAAGAUGUGCCAUCAUUGUCUCCGCAGUCGUUGCUAGAUCUUGAAAUAUUACCCUAUCAAGUAAAAUCUUCAAAUAUGCCCGAUUGUGUCGACUUUACACCUCCUGCGCUUCCGGAGAUUGUGAGUGAUGAUGAAGACUAUUACUCUCCUUGUUUUCCGGGGCCGUGCUGCAGAAUUGAACAUAUUGUGAAAGUCGAGAUUCAUAGUGAGCCAAGCGAGCAGAUGCAAAAUUGCAGUCCACGGGAAUAUACUGCUCCGCUCAAAAAACCGCGCUUUUUUAGAGACCGGAUGUUUCCAUUAUCCCCAGAAUGGGACUCUAUUGGCGAGUUGGUCUAAGUUGUAUCCGAAAUUCCUAAUAGUUAAACUAUCUUUCAUUAAUCACGUUAGUAACGUCCUGGUCACAAACUUGAGUUGUAUUUCGUAAACAUAAUGUAGUUAUGAAUUUGAAUUGUUGCUUGUGUUAUUAAGGUCACUUUUUGAAAUGUCUUGAAAUUGGCUAAUAAAAUUGAAAAAAGUAA
Molecule: messenger RNA, 956 nt
Organism: Topomyia yanbarensis
Lineage: Eukaryota; Metazoa; Arthropoda; Insecta; Diptera; Culicidae
Exons: 4
Coding region: 52-774 (240 amino acids)
Source: RefSeq, a predicted model, not a curated record